Molecule: messenger RNA, 4018 nt
Organism: Hemicordylus capensis (graceful crag lizard)
Lineage: Eukaryota; Metazoa; Chordata; Lepidosauria; Squamata; Cordylidae
Gene: TRIM24
Product: tripartite motif containing 24
Exons: 19
Coding region: 351-3485 (1044 amino acids)
Molecular function (GO): protein binding; zinc ion binding
Source: RefSeq, a predicted model, not a curated record
ACCCUGAAGGAUUUGGUGGCGGGGAAGCGGGAAGGGGAAAAGAUGCAGGGGGAAAGGUGACGCGGCGAAGGAGAGGCGACCAAGAGCAGAACCUCGGAAGGGGCGGAGCUUGCUCUGGACAAGAAAAAGAGAGCUGUUAUUGGAGAGGGGCGAACACAGGGGGCGUGGCCUGGUCGGCCGUUGGGCGCGCGGCGGUGUGCGCGAGCGACCUCCCCUCCCGACUCGCUCAAGGCGCUACUCUGAGGCUCCCGCUGCGGACGAGAGCCGAGCAACUGCUGAGGGGCGGGGGCUGCCCUGCGCCGCGGUCGUGGAGAGUGACGCUUCCCCGCCGUCCCUGCCAGUACCGAACAAUGGACGAGCCCCCUGCGGGAGCGGGGCCCUGUCUGGCCGCACCCGCCGCCAUGGGCGGGGAGAACGAGGCGGAGAGCCGGCAAGGCCCGGCGGACCGGGCCAAUGGAGAGUCGCCGCUCAACCUGUUGGACACGUGCGGGGUGUGCGGGCAGCACAUCCAGAGCCGGCGGCCCAGGCUCCUGCCUUGCCUCCAUUCGCUGUGCCUGCGCUGCCUGCCCCCGCCGCACCGCUACCUCAUGUUGCCGCCGCCCACCGCGCCGUCGCCAGGCUGCGGCCCCAAAGACCCGCCACUGCCGCCGCCGCCUCCGUUGCUCCAGCCUUCGCCUGCCCCUUCUUCGCCUGCCUCCACGCCGCCCUCGCCGCUGCACUGCAACCCGGUUGGUGUUGUUCGCUGCCCAAUUUGUGGCCAGGAAUGUGCAGAAAGACAUAUUAUAGAUAAUAUCUUUGUAAAGGAUACUACUGAGGUUCCCAGUAGUACAGUGGAAAAAUCAAAUCAGGUUUGUACAAGCUGUGAAGACAAUGCAGAAGCCAAUGGCUUUUGUGUGGAAUGUGUGGAAUGGUUAUGCAAGACCUGCAUAAGAGCUCAUCAAAGAGUCAAAUUCACAAAGGAUCAUACAGUCAGACAGAAAGAAGAAGUAUCUCCAGAAGCCGUUGGUGUAACUAGUCAGCGACCUGUGUUCUGUCCAUAUCACAAAAAGGAGCAGCUGAAGCUCUAUUGUGAGACUUGUGACAAGUUAACAUGUCGGGAUUGUCAGUUGCUGGAACACAAGGAACACAGGUACCAGUUUAUUGAAGAAGCCUUUCAGAAUCAAAAGGUGAUAAUUGACACACUGGUUACCAAGCUGAUGGAGAAAAGUAAAUAUAUAAAAUGUACAGGGGAACAGAUUCAAAAUAGGAUCCAUGAAGUGAAUCGGAAUCAGAAGCUGGUGGAACAGGACAUUAAAGUUGCUAUUUUUACAUUGAUGGUAGAAAUAAACAAAAAGGGGAAAGCUCUACUGCAUCAGCUUGAGUGUCUAGCUAAGGAACACCGGAUGAAACUUCUACAGCAACAACAGGAAGUGGCAGGUCUUUCUAAACAACUGGAACAUGUCAUGAACUUUUCUAAGUGGGCGGUCUCUAGUGGAAGCAGCACAGCAUUGUUGUACAGCAAACGCCUGAUCACAUAUCGGUUACGAUAUCUACUUAGAGCGAGGUGUGAUGCCUUACCAGUAUCUAAUGCCAUCAUUCAGUUCCACUGUGAUCCUAGCUUCUGGGCUCAAAAUAUUUUCAACUUAGGUUCUCUGGUAAUUGAAGAUAAUGAGACCCCACCACACAUGCCUAAAAGCCCAGUGAUGGAACCAAACAUACAGCCACAAUGUGGCUUAUCUUCAAAUCAACUAUCCAAGUUCCCAACACAGAUCAGUUUAGCUCAACUGCGACUUCAGCACAUGCAGCAGCAGGUCCUCGCUCAGAGGCAGCAGGCUCAACGGAGGGCAGGUCCUGUGGGGCUCCCAAAUCCUAGAAUUGCAGGGCCCAUGCACCAGACUCCACCUCCUCCACCACCUCAGCAGCCACCUCCACGUUUGGUUAAUUUUCAGAAUCAUAACCUCAAAUCUAAUGGUUCAGUUUCUCUAAGUCAGCCAAUGAGGUUUCCUCAAAAUCAGAAUAUGCUGCAUCCAGCCGUAAGACCCAACCCGCUACAAAUGGCAUUUUUGGCACAGCAAGCUAUUAAACAGUGGCAAAUCAACAGUGGACAAGUUUCUGCUGCUUCCUCAAAUGCUAACAGUAGUACAUCGACUCCCUCCAGUCCCACCAUUAAUAGUGCUGCUGGAUAUGAUGGGAAAUCAUUUGUUCCGCCUAUGAUUGAUCUGACUUCAACAAUGGGUGGCUCCUAUACACUGCCUGCUCUUCCCGAUAUUGACUGUUCAGGAAGUAUUUCGUUGGAUAGCAUUGGGAGGAGAGAGGGCACUGUGGAGCAGAGCCAACACAAACUUCCUUUACACAAAACUAUCCAGUCCCCAAACUCAUCAGUGCCAUCUCCAGGUCUCUCAGGGCCAGGUACUGUAUCUGGUGUCCAUCCCCCAGUUCGUUCACCCAGUGUUUCCAGUGUUGGAAGCCGAGGCAGCUCUGGCUCUUCUAGUAGACCAUCAGGUGCUGAUUCAACCCAGAGACUCCCUGUGGUCAUGUUGGAGCCCAUCAGAAUAAAACAAGAGCCUGGAGCGCCAAGUGAGAACUAUGAUUUUCCAGUUGUAAUAGUGAAGCAAGAAACAGAUGAAGAAUCUCGGAAUAAAAAUACCACUUUCCGAAGAACCUUGCUUACCUCGAUGUUGACUAGCAAUCGUAAUUGUUCUUCUGUAGAAACAGUUUUGAGAACUCAGGCACCAGACAGUACUGGUGACCAGCCUUCCAAUGGCAAGGCAGCCUGGAUCAGGUCUCCUCAUGUUGGAGACAGCAGGAAAGAUGAUGACCCCAAUGAAGACUGGUGUGCAGUAUGUCAGAAUGGAGGAGAGCUUUUAUGUUGUGAUAAGUGUCCUAAAGUGUUUCACCUUUCUUGUCAUGUCCCCAUUCUCAGGAAUUUUCCAAGUGGCGAGUGGAUUUGCACAUUCUGCCGUGAUUUGUCCAAACCAGAAAUAGCAUAUGAUUGUGAUGGCCCAAGUCAUGUGUUUGAAGAAAAAAGAAAACUGGAAGGAAAUAUGGGAUUGGCACCUAUAGAUCAGAGGAAGUGUGAAAGAUUACUGUUGUACCUUUACUGCCAUGAAAUGAGCCUUGCCUUUCAAGACCCUGUCCCUCCCACGGUGCCUGACUAUUAUAAAAUAAUUAAGAAGCCAAUGGACUUGUCAACAAUCAAGAACAGAUUGCAAAUGCAUCACCCAUUAUACACAAAACCAGAGGAUAUUGUGGCUGACUUUAGACUGAUAUUCCAAAACUGUGCUGAGUUUAAUGAGCCUGAUUCAGAAGUGGCUGAUGCCGGUAUGAAACUGGAAGUCUACUUUGAGGAACUUCUGAAGAACCUUUAUUCUGACAGGGAGUUUCCUGCCCAGCCCUAUUACCAUGCUGAUGGAGGCAGUCCAGAUUUAACAGAUGACUCAGAUGAUGAUUUUGUACAACCCCGGAAAAAACGCCUCAAAGGGGAAGAGCGGCAGUUUUUUAAAUAAAUUGGUUGUAUGUACUGCUAAGGAUUUUUUAAAUUAAAUAUUUAUCAUUUUCUGAAAAAAGGUUUAUGACCACAUUGACUUCUACAGAUAAGGACAUUUACUGGGAUUCAUACCUUGCACCUCAGAAUAAAUCUACCAAUUGCUGAGGUACAUACAUAACUUUAAAAAAUUAUAUAAAUGUGACCCACUUUUUGGAAGCUCAUUAUACCAUCACUUUCAAGUGAUAAUUGUUCAAAUCUUUUAUUUAAAAAGGAUUUGUAAAAACUAAAGUUGGAAACAGAUGUAACGUGUUGCUUUUGCUGUUUAAAGAAAAUUAAUUCACCAGAAAUUAAUUUACCAAAGGCAUGUGACUGGCCGUAAUUUCAGUUUUCUGUACUGUAUAUAACCAUUAACCAUUGGGGGAUAAAAGCACAUGGUUGGUAUUGUCCUAGGAUACUAAUUGAUACAAUGGAAUUGUAGUUGCCCCCAGAGAGUUACUCGUGCUCUAAAAUGUAAGGAGUGGAGAAAAUGAAGUAAAGUACUUUGGAAAAGGA